Trypanosoma grayi is the source of this 1515-nucleotide messenger RNA. RefSeq lists its product as hypothetical. Bases 1 to 1515 code for a protein of 504 amino acids. Gene Ontology annotation, biological process: protein folding in endoplasmic reticulum. Gene Ontology annotation, cellular component: cytoplasm; membrane. The record is from RefSeq and is a predicted model, not a curated record. NCBI's taxonomy places the organism in Eukaryota, Euglenozoa, Kinetoplastea, Trypanosomatida, Trypanosomatidae. The transcript has a single exon.
AUGAAGGCUGACCGUCUCUUGACACUGACGGCGCUUGUCGUGAUGGGCAUCAUGUGCACUUUGCCCUUCAUCAACUCGAAGGCGGGCGGUGUGCGGGAGCCGAAGACACGUGGGCGGAGCCCCGGCUUCACGACGAAUUAUGCCUCCGCGUACUUGGGGGCCACGCUGACAGAUUUCAGCCACGCAUGCAAGGGCGCAUCCUCUGUGCUCAAUGACGCCACGGAAAAGUACAUGAUCUGCUCAUGUGAGGCACGCCGGAAAUUCUUUACUGUCCAGCUCAUUCGCGAGAUCGAAGUUCGCAUCAUAACGCUAGUCAACUUGGAGCAUUUCAGCUCGAGUGUGAAGAACUUCACGCUACUCGGCAGCAAGAAGUACCCCACAAGCGAGUGGCGUGUGCUGGGGAACUUGGAGGCGAACCCGUGGCGUGGAACGCAGCACUUCGAUGUGGCCCCUCAGGAGCCUGUGCGGUUCCUGCGCUUUCUCUGGGCCACCUCGCACAGCGACGACUCGUGGUGCACGCUGACGACGUUCAAGGCGUACGGUGUCGAUGUGCUGGAGACCCUGACGGAGGACUACGUCAGUGACACGGAAGAGUCUCCGUACCAGCCGCCAGAAAUACCGCUGCCGGCGCUGCCAACAACAGUAACACCGUCUGAGCAGGCUGGCGCGGAUACCCACACCGCGACAUCCGCGAUGGGACUGUGUUCUCCAACGCAUGAAACGAAACCUCGAGAUGUUAAGACACCGUCAAGGUCGGUUGAUCAGGUAGAAGCUCUCUUUACUAGCAGCAAUAGUGGGUGUGGCGGUAGCAGUAGCAACAGCAGCAGCAGCAGCAGCACUAAUGGUAGCGGCAGUGGCAGUGGCAGCAGCAGCAGCAGCAGCAGCAGCAGUGGCAGUAGCAGCAGUGGCAGUAGCAGUAGCAGCAGAAGCUGCGGCGGUGGUGGAGAAUCCUUGAGCUACUAUUGUGACUAUGGUGGAGUGCUUGACAACGCCUCUUUGACAUGCUUGCCGCAUGAACGCCAAGCAUUUCUUGCCCGCUCGUAUUGCACGUGUCCUUCCAGAACAGUGAUAUCCGCCAAGACGACGCUUCCGUCCAAGCCGUUCCAGGGCGGGGCAGCGUUGCAAAUUCUCACACAGAUGAGCAAGCAACUCAAGGCAAUGCAACAGGAGCUGGAAGAAUCCCAAAUGCGGCAGCGGAAGAUGCAGGAGAGACUAAAUCUCACUGAGGCGACACUCCGUUACUUUGGAACGCAUUUUCGAGAUUCGUCGCGGUCUGCGGGCGACUACCGUGACAGACUGCUAGAAAUAAAGAAAGAGCUGGAUGUGAUGAAGUCCAGGCUCUCGCUUCGACUCGAAGCGGGAGGGCACAGCAGCAGCGGUGAUGCCAUACUCUGGGUCUGGGUGCUAUGCUCAAAUGUGCUGGCGACGGUGGCUGUUGCCGCUGUAUGCUUUGGUAAUCGCCCAAAUCUUCCUGGAAGAACACAACGCCUCUCUGUCCUUGGCUCGCCACGGUAG